This is a messenger RNA of Tyto alba (common barn owl), 2279 nucleotides long. RefSeq names its product keratin, type I cytoskeletal 15. Gene Ontology annotation, cellular component: keratin filament. Gene Ontology annotation, molecular function: structural molecule activity. The record is from RefSeq and is a predicted model, not a curated record. NCBI's taxonomy places the organism in Eukaryota, Metazoa, Chordata, Aves, Strigiformes, Tytonidae. The transcript is spliced from 8 exons. The coding region runs from base 55 to 1974 and encodes 639 amino acids.
UCAGGCUGUGCACCUAACUUUGGGAUUGUGGUUAGACUCCUACCUGCUGUCACUAUGAGCUGUGGCACUAAGUCUUCGACUAGUACCACUAGAAUUAGCAGUGGAGGAGGUGGUGGUAGCGGUGGUGGUGGAGGUGGUGGAGGGGGUGGUAGCUGUGGAGUACGUAAGUCUGGUGGAUACUCCUCAAUGUCCACUAGAAGAUACACCUCCUCUGGAGGAAGUGGAGGCUUUUCUGGGAGAAGCUUUGGUGGAGGAGUUUCCAGGAGCAGCUAUGGAGGGGGCUUUAGCAGUGGCAGCUGUGGAAGGAUUAGCCGCAGUAGCUAUGGUGGGAGAAUGAGUGGUGGUAGUUAUGGAGGAGGAAUGGGCUGUGGCAGUAUGGGAGGAGGAUAUGGAUCAGGUGGGGGGGGGUUUGGGGGAAUGGGAGGUGGUUAUGGAUCUGGCCUCGGUGGAGGCAGUUUUGGCGGUGGUGGAUAUAGUGGAGGUGGAUUUAGUGGCUUCGGGGGUAGUGGUGGCUUUGGUGGUGGCAGCUUUGGUGGUGGUGGUGGUGGUGGCUAUGGUGGUGGUGGUUUCGGUGGAAUGGGGUUUGGUGAAGAAGCUGGCUUGCUCUCCACAAAUGAAAAGCUGACCAUGCAGAACCUUAACGAUCGCCUGGCUUCUUACUUGGAUAAAGUGCGGCGCUUGGAGGAUGAAAAUACUCAACUUGAACAUCUGAUCAGGGAGUGGUAUAAAAAUCAAGGUCCCACUUCUGCCAGGGACUACAGCCAAUAUUACAGAACAAUUGAAGAACUGCAAAACCAGAUUGUUGGUGCAAAUGUGGACCUCAACAAGAUCCUUCUUGACAUCGACAACACCAGAAUGACUGUGGAUGACUUCAGACUGAAGUAUGAAACCGAAUAUACUCUCCACCAGAGUGUGGCUAGCGAUAUUAAUGGAUUACGUCCACUUUUGGAUCAACUGACUCUAGCCAGAUCUGACUUGGAGACACAGUUUGAAUCCCUAAAAGAGGAACUGAUCUAUCUCAGGAAGAACCAUGAAGAGGAAAUGAAAGGACUGCAAACACAAUCUGGUGGUGAUGUCAAUGUGGAGGUCAAUGCUACUCCUGGCAUUAAUUUGAUGGAAAAAUUAAAUGAAAUGCGCUGUGAAUAUGAACGGCUUAUUGAGAACAACCGGAGAGAGGUGGAAAGCUGGUAUGAAACCAAGAUGGAAGAAGUUAAUCAACAAGUCCACUCAAGUGGCCAGGAGAUACAAUCAAGCAACCAACAGAUCUCUGAGCUGAGACGUGAAUAUCAAAGCCUGGAAAUCGAACUGCAGUCGCAAAUCAGCAUGGUAGACUCUUUGCAAUCCAACUUGGAAGACACAGAACGCCGCUAUAACAUGCAGCUGCAGCAGAUCCAGAGUAUGAUCGGCCCCUUGGAGGAGGAGCUGGCCAGCAUCCGCUGCGAGAUGGAGAGUCAGAACGAAGAGUACAAGAUGCUCCUGGGCAUCAAGACCCGCCUGGAACAGGAGAUCGCUCAGUACCGGGCACUGCUUGAGGAAGGACAGCAAGACCUUGUAAUCCCAGCAGGAGGAAUGGGAGGAGGAAUGGGAGGAGGAAUGGGAGGAGGAAUGGGAGGAGGAAUGGGAGGAAGCAUGGGAGGUGGCAGAUUAGGAGGUAGUGGCUAUUCUUCUGGGGGAGGAAGAGGAGGAGGAGGUGGUAGCAUGAGUGGUGGAUAUGGAGGUGGUAGCAUUUCCUCUGGCAGUGGAAUGGGAGGAGGAAUAGGAGGAGGAAGUGGUGGAGGAGGAAUGUCAGGAGGAAGUGGAGGAAUAGGAGCAGGAAGCAGCGGUGGAUGCGGUAGUGUUGGUGGAGGAGGAGGAGGAGGAGGAAGGAUCUCAGGAGGCGUCAGCAGUUCCCACUCCUACUCUUCAUCUUCCCAGUCUCAGUCCUGCAGGGGUGGUGGUGAAAGCCAAGGCUAUGGAAGAAAAUCUUUUGACUAAGAAAAUACAUUGAGGAUCCUACAGCGCAAGACCUUUCAAACAGAAAUUCUCCGUGCUCCUGAGGAAAGAUAGAUGCUGUUCCUCAACAUUGCUGAUGCCAUCUAUCCAAAAAGGCCCGUCAGAGCUGCUCGGAUGGGCCGCCUGCCACACACGCUAUGCACUGCUUCUGUCUGGAAUACUUUGUGGCUUCACUCACUGGCACUUGAGCUACUUGCUUUACAGAUUCAACCUUUUUGUUACUUGGGUUGUUCUGUAUCAGGAAAACGUCGCUAAUAAAACUUCAUUUCUGUCUGAUGCAACCAGAA